UUCCAGUUUGGAAAGACCUAGGGGACACGGUGGACCUUCAUGUCGCUCAUGAGGAGACCACACCACCAUCCUCCACUCAGGCAGCCGACACACAUCAGGGCGAUGCUCUCAGCUCUGUGAUGUCUGAAUUGACACCAGCUGAUCGAGCCGCCGCUCCCCCAUCUCCUGCGUUAUCAACAGCAGAGGAAGCCUGUCCAGAGGAGAAGGCCAUGGUCAAGGUUGAAGACACUGAGGAGGAGGCGUCUUCAUCUGAUCAUGUGCUUUCUCCAGUGUCUGGUUCAGGCUCUGUCACCAGCUCUCUUACUGAAGGGAGUUCCUCUGUUGUUGAUGACUGGAGUGAGGUUGAGCCCCUCAGCAUGGAACCAGUGCUGUCUCUGCCGUGGAUCGGUGAGGUGGUCUCCAGAGAGGAAAUGAAGCCACCGGCCCCCGUGAAAGAAGGUUUUCCAGAAUGGAAAGACCUCUGGCACACGGUGGACUUCAGUGCAUCUCGUAAGGAGACCACCACACCACCAUCCACAAGUGCAGGCGGCCCACAUCAGGAGAACAUCAAGGACCACGAGACUAAAGAUCUCAAGGCGAGGGCGGAGAUUUUAGUCUUUGAUGUGGUCCGUUUCUCCGGAUGUGGUUAUGUUUCUGCAGAAUUCCGAUUUAAGGUAGGGCGAGCAUUGGUGGACUUUGCCCUGACCUCUGAGGAGGCAUGUAGUCUCGUGAGGAAGACUUUGGACCGGGAGAUGCUCCGUCUUCGUAAAGAAGAGAGUUCGCCCCAGAAAUUGAUUCACCUUUACAGGUUCAUAAAGAGGUAUCCCAUGAUUUUUGUAGGCAUGAAGUGCCAACUUUCUUCAUGGGUCCUCGAGGAUCUUUAUGAUUCAGACCUCUCUUCAGAGGAUGAAUCUGAUGAGGUUGUACCUGCUGCUGCCCCUGCUCCUGCUGACCCUCCAGCAGUGAUCCUUCCCUCUCCUCCUCCUGCACCUGCUCCUGCUGACCCUCCAGCAGUGAUCCUUCCCUCUCCUCCUCCUGCACCUGCACCUGCUCCUGCUGACCCUCCAGCAGUGAUCCUUCCCUCUCCUCCUCCUGCACCUGCACCUGCUCCUGCUGACCCUCCAGCAGUGAUCCUUCCCUCUCCUCCUCCUGCACCUGCUCCUGCUGACCCUCCAGCAGUGAUCCUUCCCUCGCCACCUCCUGCUCCUGCUGACCCUCCAGCAGGGGUUCCACCCUCCCCUAGUGUGUCUCAACCUUCACCUCCAGAUGGAUCGACUGCUCCGGUUGAGACGCCUCAGCCCCAGACGCCUCCACCCUCUCAGCAAACUAGUGCAGAUGAGGUGGAGGAUAUGGAGGUGGAGACUAGUUUACCAGCUCCACCUUCACCUCCGGAUGGGUCAACCGCUCCGGUUGCACCUCCUCAGCCCCAGACGCCUCCUCAGCCCCAAACGCCUCCAUCCUCUCAGCAAAAUAAAGCUGAUGAGAUGGAGGACAUGGAGGUGGAGACUAGUUUACCAGCUCCACUUUCACCUCCUGAUGGGUCAACCGCUCCGGUUGCGUCUCCGCAGACGCCUCCUCAGCCCCAAACGCCUCCUCAGCCACAGCCGUCUUCGUCCUCUCAGCAAACUAGUGCAGACAAGGUGGAGGACAUGGAGGUGGAGACUAGUUUACCAUCUCCACCUCCAUCUCCAGAUGGGUCAACCGCUCCGGUUGCACCUCCUCAGCCCCAGACGCCUCCUCAGCCACAGCCGUCUUCAUCCUCUCAGGUAGAUUGUGAACAUUAUUAGUGUCAAUAUUAAUGAUAAAGAAGUUUCAUGUAAAUGUUUUAAAUCUGAUUUAUUUACAGCAAAAUAAAGCUGAUGAGAUGGAGGACAUGGAGGUGGAGACUAGUU
Molecule: messenger RNA, 1871 nt
Organism: Misgurnus anguillicaudatus (oriental weatherfish)
Lineage: Eukaryota; Metazoa; Chordata; Actinopteri; Cypriniformes; Cobitidae
Source: RefSeq, a predicted model, not a curated record